AUGGACCACCCCAACGCCUCGCAAGCCCCCUUCGCCCAUCUGGAUCAACUCCAUAGCAGUCAACUGCAAAAUCGACGACUUCGACCGCCGGACAUGGAGAAAAUGGCUCUUGGUGACGAGAACCGCACUCCCCUCCGGCCUAAUGCGGAAAGACCCCGUCGUCGGGAUUCCAAGCUCCUCGGCCUAUUUAGCCGCCAGAAGAGCACCGUUGAUUUACCCAUGCCUCAACCGCAGCAGCUACCGCAAUCGCAACCCGCAUUCUCAUCCUCGGUGAGGGACCUGGAGCUACCUCCAAGGGGUGGGCUGCGUGCAUCUCUGGCCGAAAUUAGCAAUUGGCCUUAUGCACUUCAAUCUACUCGCUCCGAGGUCGCGCUUCUCGAUCCCACUAUCCCACCACAGAUCUCAGCAUCGCCCUGUCAUCAUAGGCCACCUCCACCCAAACCAAGUAGGAGCCCUUCAUUCACAACUAACAGCAUACCGGUGCCGAAUCCUCCCAGCUUGCCUCCCGCACGGUCGACAAGGGGGGCAUUGGCAACCUGGGACCCACCACCGUUGUUCCAAGGAUACCCCCAGGCCAUACGGUACAUUGAGCUUCCGGCUUGUACUCAAUCAGCCGAAGCCAUCCUUCGCAUGAAUGGGAGAAGCACUGCCGAUCAGGCCGAGGCCGUCCCGGACAAGACUCGGGACAAGGGGAAAAGGAAACAUCGACGGGCCAGCUCUGGAAACUUUUUGAAGGCUGAUUGGACGACCAAGAUUUACAUCUUGGUCACAUCGGGCUACUUGCUUCAGUAUGCUGGCGAGGGCUCCUUCGACCGGCUUCCUGAGAAGAUUCUUCCCCUGGGCAAGGACUCGGUCGCCUUCGCCAGCGACGUUAUUCCUGGAAAGCACUGGGUGGUUCAAGUAUCGGCGUCUAUGGACUCGGACGGUACCGCGACCGCUGACCCUCGGGCCUCAAUACUGUCCCGGCUACCAUUUCGCGGUCCCGAAAGGAGACAGGCUUCACACUUCCUCAUGGUAUUUGAGUCCGCCGAAGAGAUGGACCAGUGGAUUGCUAUUCUUCGUCGCGAGAUAGAGCAUCUGGGAGGCAAGAAGAGCUUAUCCGAGACAGGAAAGCCAAAAGCCGACGACGAAAGACUCGAACUCCGGGCGCAGGCCAGUCAACGAACACUGGUACUUAGGGACCCCGAACGUUUCGCACGACCGACAGUAUUGGAUGGGGACCGUUGGGGGAUUGAUGAGCACACUAAUGGACAGGACGCACAAUCCACCCUGUUGACCGACUCGGAUACAGCAACGGAUCAUCAGUCAUUUGACGAGAUGUCGACGACCAACAGCACAACUUCUCAUGAUGGGAGGCAGCUGGAGAACCUAAGGGAUGGUUCGAACCGGCUGUCCUUCAUCUCCUCGAGCCAGCGAACUUUUGUAACCUCAGAGGGCACAUCGCCCGCGUGCUCGCCGAGUCGAACCAGCUUUUCCAGCCAAAUCGAGGACGGCCCGUUUUCGAACGACGGUUUGGUUACGGAAGCCAAGCCGAGGCCGAAUGCACAGGCGAUUCUACAAAGGAGGAUGUCCAUGCAGGCUACCAACCCUUUUGCAGACAUUCAGAUGGCGCCGCAGGCACAAUCCUCACGAUCCAACAGAGCGUGUCAUUUAGAUGGCACACAUCAAAACAUUACAAAUACGUAUUGCACACGGAACUUCAGCAUGCCGCACUCGGCAAACAAGCGUUUUUCUGUGAUCUCCAGCCCUGGCUCAUCCCCGGAGCCCGCACUGGAGCUGUCACCACAUGCGACGGGACUGUCGGCGCCGCCAAGACCUUCCUCGAAAAGGGGACCCCCGCCUACACUUGGAUUCUCCAGGCCACUAUCCAUGGUUCCCGAUCAUCCUUCCCCGAUUUCGCCACCAGGGGUUCUGAGGAAGAAAAACGGCGACAACAGACAGUGGGGGGUAGGUGCGGAUAGCCCCGAACCACGCUCUAUAUUCCAGAUCUGGGCUCAAGAGGCCUCGACGAAACCGCCCUUGCCCCCGCAAGAGGUGACUGCGGAUGAAGCUGCGAGGCGCGCCAGUGUACACGCGCUCAUGCCCAGCAGGAUGCCCCGCCACUCACCAAACUCUCAAAGUCGACAACAGACUCAUAUUAAAAAUGCCUCGAAAGUUACAACUCCCGACCAGGGAUUUGUCAGACGAAGGUCUUUUGCAUCACCAGGCGUCUCUGCAAAGUCUGAGAUGAACCCGCAAAGUCAUUCAGGACGUGCCGCUUCGUCUGCGGCCGCUUUUUAUGGCUCGCCAACACCGCAGCGUCGCAGUUCACCCCGAUCAAGCGUACGAGCUAUCGCCGCAGCCGCCGCCACCGAUGCUGCAGGGGCCUCCAACACGCCCACUCCCCCAGCCGCCCACAUCACAGCCGAAGCAGACUCGGCAGCGUUCGAUGCGGAGCUCGACGUCGGCGCAAAAUUUGCGGGCAGACACUGA
Molecule: messenger RNA, 2472 nt
Organism: Pyricularia grisea
Lineage: Eukaryota; Fungi; Ascomycota; Sordariomycetes; Magnaporthales; Pyriculariaceae
Exons: 2
Coding region: 1-2472 (823 amino acids)
Source: RefSeq, a predicted model, not a curated record